CAGCCCACCUUCUUUUCGGCCACCCCCGAGCUUUUCAGGGCUUCGGACAGCGGAGCUUUUGGGCAGGGGGGCACAUCUUGCCCCCCCCCCCGACGGAAGCCCCCAGGCAGCCCGGCCGGUGGAGGAAGGAGCAGGACCUAGGGUGCGGCCCCUCCCCAGUGGCCCUGAUGUCACGCUCCCUUCGGCCCGCCCUCGCUGCGGGCUAGGCCAUAAAUACAGGUGCGCUCACCUGGCGCGCAGGUAACCUCCGGCUCGCCGCUUCGUGGGGACGCUCCGCUCCGCCCGGCCCGCCCCCCCCCCUCCCGCCAUGGCCAACUCGGGCUUGCAGCUGCUGGGCUUCGCGCUGGCCCUGCUAGGGUGGGUGGCCACGCUGGCGGCCACGGUCAUGCCCCAGUGGCAGAUCUCCUCGUACGCCGGCGACAACAUCAUCACGGCCGUGGCCAUCUACCAGGGCCUGUGGAUGUCGUGCGCCUGGCAGAGCACCGGCCAGAUCCAGUGCAAAGUCUACGACUCGGUGCUCAGCCUCAAGGCUUCCCUGCAAGCCACCCGGGCUCUCAUGGUGGUCUCCAUCGUCCUGGGGGCAGUUGCCAUGGGGGUGGCCGUCAUGGGCAUGAAGUGCACCCGCUGUGGGGGCGACAACAAGGUCGUGAAGGCCCGGAUUGCCAUGACAGGGGGCAUCGUCUUCCUUGUUGCAGGUCUGGCGUCUCUCAUCGCGUGCUCGUGGUACGGAAACCAAAUAGUGACGGACUUCUACAACCCUCUAACACCUGUCAAUACCAAGUACGAGUUUGGAGCUGCAAUUUUCAUUGGCUGGGCUGGUGCCGCCUUGGUCAUAUUUGGAGGGGCCCUGCUCUGCUGCUCCUGUCCCGGAAAGUCGGGGGGCUCCAGCUACGGCCGCCAGUAUCCUCAAGGCAAGCCGAUCUCCAAGGCCCCCACCAACAGAGAAUAUGUCUAAUCCUGCUCUGAAGCAGCUGUGCACCUCAGUCCCACCAAUCACCCCCCCGCCCACCAUGGGAUGCCACAGACCUCCUUACCCUCCUCCUUAUCUGGGGAGUUCUGGACUCUGCCGUGACUUUGGGCCCGCCGCGGACAUUUUUAACAGCCUUAAUUUGACGCCCAGUUUUUACCCAGUGAUUUUUUUUAAAAAAAACGUUCUGUAAUUUUUUAGAAGAUACCUAUGUAAUUUUUACCAAAGGCGUUGUGUCUCUACAGCGUGUGGGGUCUGGAUUGAUAUGGGGAGGGGGGUUAAUUUUGUUAAGGGGGGGGAGAUAUUCUGUGUUGUAGUGUGCUGUUUUCAGUUGAGGUGUCCCUGUUCAAAAACGGUAGACUUGAAAUGAGAUUCAAAUCAUUUGCUCAGGAGUACGUGGAGCCAGGAUAGAUCUGACAACGGAUCAGUUUCUUUUGGCGAGGGUUUUAACGGAUGCGGAUCUGAAGGGGCAGGUAUAUUAGGGAAUAUGCACCAUUUGCAAGUGAUAAGAGCGACAUUUGGUACCAGCAAGCCGAUCCCCAACGUGUCGAAUUUGGGAGGCCUUGAAUGUUUACAAAAUGAUCCAUCCCGGGGCUUUUAUUUGGGGCAAAUGCAUACAACUCGAGCAGAAUUCGUAAAAGAUGUCUCCCCGUAAGGGCAUUAAUCUGGGAACGGAGGGGGCGGAGAGGAAUCUAAUGAAGGGAGUCUAACAUUCAGUUUAAGAGCAGAUCAAUACAAUUUUAGCAGAGAUGGGGAAGAGCUUAUAAGCAGUUAUAUUUCUGUGGCAUUAGAUGCCUUGCUUGAGCUGUAGAGGACUUGCAUGGUCAAAAUGCACUGUGGUGGAGACGCGUUUGAGGAGGUUCCAGCGAAAAUCUUCCUCCAGUUGACUGUUAAUUAAAAAAAGAGAUCUUUAGGAACAGACAAUCUCUGCUUUAUUUCUGAAUGUUGACUGCAAACACUCAAGUCUAUGCCUCUGAGGCCUUUCUCUGUGUUGCAAAAGUAUCUGCCUUCCUGGAAUUAAAUACUUUUCAUUGUUUAGGGGUAGGGCCAAGAGAGGAAUACGCUCCUAGAGCCAAAACGUUGCCUUAUUUUAAAGCGCUGUGACUCGUUCGGGCUGUGGAUGUGUGUUCUGUUGUCUCUGUGAUGCUGAGAACAGAUUUUUCUUUUUUACAGAAUGAAUAAACCUUUUUUUUAGAAAGUU
Molecule: messenger RNA, 2168 nt
Organism: Sphaerodactylus townsendi
Lineage: Eukaryota; Metazoa; Chordata; Lepidosauria; Squamata; Sphaerodactylidae
Gene: CLDN7
Product: claudin 7
Exons: 4
Coding region: 308-955 (215 amino acids)
Biological process (GO): cell adhesion; bicellular tight junction assembly
Cellular component (GO): bicellular tight junction; plasma membrane
Molecular function (GO): structural molecule activity
Source: RefSeq, a predicted model, not a curated record